Molecule: messenger RNA, 477 nt
Organism: Sphenostylis stenocarpa
Lineage: Eukaryota; Viridiplantae; Streptophyta; Magnoliopsida; Fabales; Fabaceae
Source: the annotation of a GenBank genome assembly
AUGCAGAAAACGGAGGGAGAAGAAUCAAAGGCAGAAAAUGAAGAAGUAAAACAAGUUACGUUGAUGACUUCAGACGGAGUGAAGAUGAAAGUAGAAAUUUCAAUCGUGUACGAGAUGGAGAUUGUGAGGUCCUUCAUCGAGGUGAAUGACGCUGACCAUUCCGUGCCUUUUCCGCUUCCCAAUGUCUCUAGCCACACUCUCGAUCUAAUCAUAGAGUUGGUGAAAAAUGAAUAUGACGAUGAAUUCAUGAAGACGUUCAGUCACGACGAGUUGAAGGAAGUGCUUGUCGCUGCUAAUUAUCUCAACAUGAAAACUCUCCUAGAUUUUAUUGCUACUGCCAUUGCAAAUCUUCUUGAGAAAAAGAGUGUUGAGUUUAUUAGAAACUUCUUCAAUAUAGUUAACGAUUUUACACCUGAGGAAGAGGCUGAGAUUCGCAAAACUAAUGAAUGGGUAUUUCAAGACCUUGAUGAAGAUUGA